AUGAAGAAUAAACCCGAGUAUCACUUAUUUAAAAUUCGUUUCAUCAUUGAUAUUUGCUAUUCUUUUGCAGUAAGUAUUUAUUACACUGCUCUUAUCGUCUCCUACAUCGAUCCAUUUAUUCUUUUCCAUUACAAAUCCUUAUUCGUUGGAACACUAUUAUCUUCAAAUAUUGUAGCCACUCGGUUUAUUUUGGGUGCUAUCAUAUCCACCGAAAGACUUAUUGCUAUCUACGGACCAUACAAUGCAACUGCAAAAAGUCUUGCAUGCCUCGUCGAUGCCAUCAUUGCCACGUUUAUUCUCAACAAGUCAUCGUCGAAACAAGUCUCGAUCAGAAGUGUGAAUCCUCGCAGUGCCGUCACUUCUGACAGAUUUUUAUCUAGCAAAACCAAUAAUUAA
Messenger RNA from Caenorhabditis remanei, 396 nucleotides. RefSeq lists its product as uncharacterized. The transcript is spliced from 3 exons. Lineage: Eukaryota; Metazoa; Nematoda; Chromadorea; Rhabditida; Rhabditidae. The record is from RefSeq and is a predicted model, not a curated record. Bases 1 to 396 code for a protein of 131 amino acids.